AAGCGGAAGUGGAAGUAAAAAAAAGCAAUAGAAGCAGUCGAAGUUUCGUUUCGUUUGUCUUUUGUGCUACUCCAAACUUUCAAGAAACGAUUUCUUUGUGACAUUGAUCACAUAUUGUGAGGAAUUCUCUUCUUCGCUGCGGCCUCACGCGAAAAACCAUUUCAGAGAAUCUAGACCAGACCAGCUUGUCACCAUGGACGCCAAGCAAGGAGCUUAGAGACUCGCUGGUGGACAUGUACAGAGAUAACCCUCAAGUGAACCAGGAACUUCGACAGCGGCUUCCUUCACCUGGCCAGCAAAAACUGAGCCCCGCCCACAGAUCCAGUCCAGAGCCAGCUGAACAGCCUGCAGUCCUUCAGGUUCUCCCACACUCUCCGUGUUCCAGCUGCUCCCCCCUUUUGUCACACAGUGGGGCUGUUUGUGCGGUGUCCUGCAAAACUUCAGGAGGUGUCAGAGACAUGGAGGCGGACCUUUCACCCAGUACACACUCUCCUCUGUGGCCUGAGACGUGGGAUGGAAGUGGACAGUCUGCUGUCUCUGCAGGUCCGUCACCGAGUGGACACGUCAUCAGCAGCCAUCAAGACGCCACGAUUGGUUGCACAGCAGCUUCUGACCAGGCUACACCUCAGGACAGAGACAAGAAGGUGGCGCUGUUACUCAGGGAGCUGGAUGCGCUGAGAGACACCAACAAGAAGCUUCUUGACCAGCUGAGCCUAAAGGAGGAGGAGCUACAGAGGAGGGAGGUGGAGCUGAGGGUGGAGCGGAAGGAAGCCAAAGCCUGGGAAAGACCUUCAGAGUUGCUGGACCAGCUGUUAUGUGCUCACAAGGACAGAGACCAGGCGCUGAUGUCUCGAGUCUUGUUGGCCAAUCAGGAGCGAGAUGAGGCUUUACAUCAUGUCAGUCAACUGCAGCAAGCUGCUAGGUGUGACUUUGACACGAGGACCUUGGAAGACUGUGACUUGGAAGUAGAGGAACUCCUUCAGCGUGUUUGUGACUCUGCCUCCGUGCAGGAGGUCACGCAGUUUGGCUCCGCCCUGGUUGAACGUGUGCGGCAGGCAACGCAAAGACGUCACGACAUCACAAGUCAGGAAAUGAAGGCCGUGAUGGACGAGAGAGACAGGUCGCUCGCCAAGUGUCGACGACUUGAACAGGAAGUGAUGCAGGAGAGACAGCAGAGGGCGAGCAAGGACAAGCUGAUCAAACUUCAGGGAGAGCGAGACGCAGCCGUGGUUGACAAGAAGCGACUGGAGGGCGAGCAUGUGCUACAAGUCAAUCCCAGCGCUUUGCAACUUGUCAAGUCUCCUCCCCCAGUCCCAGCUGAUGGCCCUCAGCAGGCUCCACCCCUGCUGGCUCAGCUGCAGCAGCUAGCAAAGGACAAGCAGAGCUUGGAGGCGGAGCUUGUGCGUUGCCAGGAGGCGGAACGAGAGGCCAGCGAGAGAGUGUGCAGGUUGGAGCGUCUUGUGGACGUUUUGAGGAAAAAAGUUGGAACAGGAAGUCUGCGAGCUGUCGUCUGAUUGGCUGCUGUUUUUUUGAUCGAUUCAAUGAUGUCAUCUUUUGUCACAAAGUCGUCAUGUGACAAAUAUUGUUGAUUGUCUUAUUUGGGAUUGGAGAGUGUGUAUUAUUU
Messenger RNA from Dunckerocampus dactyliophorus (ringed pipefish), 1624 nucleotides. RefSeq names its product mirror-image polydactyly 1 (gene mipol1). The transcript has 14 exons. Bases 234 to 1514 code for a protein of 426 amino acids. Lineage: Eukaryota; Metazoa; Chordata; Actinopteri; Syngnathiformes; Syngnathidae. The record is from RefSeq and is a predicted model, not a curated record.